Lodderomyces beijingensis is the source of this 1575-nucleotide messenger RNA. Lineage: Eukaryota; Fungi; Ascomycota; Pichiomycetes; Serinales; Debaryomycetaceae. The record is from the annotation of a GenBank genome assembly.
AUGUCUCAAGCUGGUGAAUGCACUAAAUCGUCAUACAACGAAUCAGAUAUGUCUUCUAGAAGCGACACGCCGCAGGAUGAUUUAACCGUCCGGGACGCCGUUGCUGCUCGAACACCGGUAAAGAUGCCAGCGUCGAACGACCAACGCUUUGCCGAUACAAGCAACCAGGACAAUAGCAGCAACGAGCUGCUAAACCCUACUGAAGAGAUUGCCCAACAUGGAGUUUCCUUCUUUAGUGGCGACUACAGCAAGCACAGAAGGACGUUGGGAUGGAAGUUCUUGAUGAUCAACUUAUUUUUGUGUACUUUCAUUCUUGCAGGUUUUUCCAUCUACUGGGGGUCCUACUAUAGGAGAUCGCUGUAUUUGAAGAACUUGAAGUUUUUGGUGGUUAUUGAAGACGACCAGACGAUCGAUGGAAUAGAGCCCUACUUCGGCAACACGUUGAAGGAGAUCUUGGCUACUCCCAUAGCUAAAGAGCGCGGGGACUGGAAAAUAUACAACCACAGUGAAUUCCAGCAUUAUGCCGACAAGGUGGGCAACACUGUUGAAGCCGAGGUUUUGAGACAAAUCCACCACCAGCAUUACUGGGCUUCGAUUCACAUUAUGCCCAAUGCCACCCACAACUUUCACAAGGCAUUGAGCCAAGGUGACACCCAAUACAACAUCUCUGCCAACACGAUAGUCAGCAACUACGAAACAGGAAGAGACUUUUUGAACAUGAACUCGUACGUUGUUCCACAAAUACAGAUUAUUGAGAAAAUGUGGCUUCAGAAACAGUCGAUGAUGGCCAAGAAACUCGCGGCGGAUAUCACCAUUGACUCUCCUGACAAGAUUGGGAUCCUAAGCGAGCCGUUGCUGUUUUUGAUGAUUGAUAGAGCGCCGUUCAAUGACCCCGUCUUGGUUGCGCCAUGUCAAGUUGGGUUCAUUUACAUGAUCAUUCUUACCUUUUUCGUGUUUAACUUUUUCAGCGACAUUCACCUGUUUGCGGCAAAAUCGGGAGUCAAGAAGCUGCACUUUGUCAUUUACCGUUACCUCUCGUCGAUAUUGACAUUUGCCGUGCUUUCGUUGUUCUUUGGAUUGGCCACCUUGGCGUUCCAAGUCGACUUUCAAGUCACCUACGGCAAGUCGGGCUUUUUGGUGUAUUGGGCAAUUGCCUUUUUGACGAUGUGCGCCGUGGGGUUAGCCAAUGAGAUCGUGGCCAUGCUUUUGAUUGUGUUUUACCCUCCCUUAUUGGGAUGCUGGAUGUUGUUCUGGGUCGUGGUCAACAUCUCGCCCACGUUUGGACCCAUUGCCUUGAUGGAUCACUUUUACAGAUAUGGCUACGCCAUCCCCAUCCACAACAGUUUUGAAGCUGUCAAGACGGUGUUUUUCGAUGUCUACAAGGGCCAAUUGGGCCGGAACGUUGGUAUAUUGAUUGCAUGGUGGGCGGUGUUGACGAUGGUGUUCCCCUUUGUGUUGCGCUACUUUGGAAACACCAUGGGCCAGAGAGCCAGAGCUGCCGCCGAGAAGACGAGACAGGAUGCAAUUGUUGCACACGAGAAGGAGAAGGCAGCUGGAGAAAAAGGUGGGGUUUAG